Molecule: messenger RNA, 1896 nt
Organism: Capronia epimyces CBS 606.96
Lineage: Eukaryota; Fungi; Ascomycota; Eurotiomycetes; Chaetothyriales; Herpotrichiellaceae
Exons: 2
Coding region: 1-1896 (631 amino acids)
Source: RefSeq, a predicted model, not a curated record
AUGGCUGAUUACAACAAGCCUUUGCCACUCACUCCAGGCGAGAUUGUGCGAUCCAUGUCAACACAUCAUCAGCAGCCCUCUCAGCGUCCCUCUCAGCCUCGCGUUUCAGAUUCACACACCACCUCGGUUGCUGCUAGACCAACAGGAGUCAUGAACUCUUUGUCACACAGCCAAGCCAGCCGCGGUGCCUAUCCUACCACGAGAGCCUCUGUCCCUGCCAGACACCGAUUCUUGCCGCCCUGGGCUUCCGGUGAUCAGCACGCCGCAAGCACGGCAGAUCCGCAGAAGCCUACCGAACACCCGUCUCCGCGUCCUUUCUGCCUUGGUACGAGUACUCUGGAAGAUCCAUUUAUAGAUCCACCAGCACUUACUCCACCCCCUCGACCCUCUGCACCCGUCCCUUUCAAUUUGUCUGCCAGCGAUGCAGCUGGUCACCGUGGUACACAGGCACGAGAAUUCCUGAAUACGAGUACUCUGGAAGAUCCAUUUACAGAUCCACCAGCCCUGACUCCACCCCCUCGACCCUCUGCACCCGUGCCUUUCGAUUUGUCUGCCAGCGAUGCAGCUAGUCGCCGUGGUACACAGACACGAGCAUUCCUGAAUACAGGUUUCUACGGCUCACAAGGCACACACCCAACCGCUGGGCUUCAACCCCCACCCCGUCCGAAGCUUCGACGUGCUACACUAGCCUUUAUUCCACCUCCACACUCAUUUGUCCAGAUACCAGUCAGCCACGUCGCAUCGAAUGCUAGUCUUCGUAGCCCCCAGGCUGGAACGUCCCCAAAGACUGGUCAUGGUCGCUCACAGGCAGCAACAAACUUCAAUGGCGAGGUCAGCGCUGAUGGGAGCGCAGUCGACGACCGUUGGGCUCCUGCUCUACCUGUAUCAGCUGCUGGAAUCCCAGGUGCAGACCAUGCCGCAGGGGUUCCUGAAGCACAACAUGCAGCUGGGUCGACAUGGUCCAUGAAGAAAAUUGUCAGCUUUGAGGAACCACUUGAGUCGAAGGAAGUCAAUGCCGAAACACCAGACAAACAACAACAUGACAACAAGACUAGAGAAGGUAGCAUGAACAAACUCAGAAGUCACCUCAAGAAUUCGAAUUUUUUCCCCUUCUCCCAGCCCAGCAUAGAAGAAAAGGUCAAUGCGUGGAUGGAGACAGUCGAACCUGACGCUGAAGUCAUGCCUUACCAAGAAGAUGUCAAUGAAGCAUUCGGACAUGACUCAGAAGAAACCGACGAAGGAGCGCGACUUGAGACCGAACCAGUCAAAGACGAACCAACUUCUGAGAUGAAAGAGGAAGAGGCCGAAAAGGGGUUGACGCCUGAGAUACAAAACUCUCAUGAAGAAAUGGCGCCUGAGACGGAAGAACACGACCCUUCCCCGGAGCCCCCGCCCUUGGUUUCACUUGAUCCAACCAACCAAGCCCGAAUUCUGUCGACGUUGCAACUCAUGCUCCGAACCACGGCAAGCAACUUCCUCGUCAACGAGGCCGGGGCCGGCAGACUCCGCCCCGAGACAAUUCGGGGAGUCCAAGGCGAGUGGGCAGCCUCCGGCGGCCGGCGGCCGGUGCUCGACUUCCUCUACCCAACCGACCUCCAGGUCAAACUUGUCACUGCAGACCGCCGCAGAUUGAUCUUCGGGGCGCCCAACUUCAACAACUUCGACUGGUUGCUGGAGGCAACUCUCGAGCAGUGGCUCGAGAUUGCCACUCACAUGGACGCCUGGAACUACUGCUCGCCAGACAAGGAGAUCCUGGCAUGGAUCCACGGACUCACCACAGUCCUCACCAUGCUCAACGCCCCCGAGGCCAGCCUCGGGGAGUUGAGGGCUGUGGCGGUCUGGGCCGUGAGAGUGAUCGCCGCGCGCAAGGCGGCCGGUCUCGGGCGCACUCUGUAG